CAGAAAACAUUCUUUCCUAAACCGGUCUGGCGUUUUCAAAAUAGUCCCAAAAAGGGGUUUUAUCUACUAGAACAAGUUUAUGCAAUUGCAUCUACCGAUAAUGCGGAACAGUGAGUUCAGUUUAACUUACCUCUUUUUGCUUACAAACACUUAAAUCUAAAACUGUCAUUUAUCCAACAACGUUACUUUCAAAUCGUAUGGUAGCUAGAGAUCGGCGACAUUACACUCUUGGGUAGCUAGCCUUUCAUUUAACAUUUACAGCAAGGUAACGUUAGUCAGCUGGCUAGCUAGCUAGCUAGCUGGCUCUGAAAGUCGAAUGAGUGUAACAUUUAUCAGUUGCUUUCCAAUAGCUUUAAUGUGUAUUUAAUGUUUAUUUGCCAGUUGCAUAUUGUGAAGCGGCAUUGGUUAACUUUUCCGAAACUCUUUCAAUCAAACUUGCUAGUUGGGUGCACGCGUCAAAGUCAUAUCUUUUAAAGUUGUUUUAUGACGGGCUAGCUAGCUAGAUUGUGUGGCAAAACCCGCUUUCUGUUUUGAGGCAUCGUGGCGAAUGGGGUUUGACACUUCCGUUUAGAGUACUUGUUUAACUUGCUAGCUACGUUUAGGUAACAUUUUUGAUAUUGUUACGUUAGUUAGAGCCGACUGCUCGCUGAAUAGAUUAAUUUGAACUGAAUCGCUCCCGUUACAUUGUUGCCACAUGAGGAGUCAUUGGAUCAGGGUGGGUGUUUUUGGGUCGGCGGCAUUAGGGUCCAUGUUGUGGUCGGAGAAAACUGCUCCCGUUCAAACGGAUUCUGCGAAGUUCUCCGAAAAAUAUGGCGAUCAGUCUCAAUACGAGCUCAAGCUGGUCCAAAUCCUGUUCCGACACGGCGCUCGGACUCCACUGAAGUCAAUACCGGAUAUAAUGGAGGCGCAGUGGGUCCCCAAUCUUCUGAAAGUCCCUGCUCACACAGAGGUCAAUUACGUAGUUACAGACCUGAGUGGUGGGCCCCGGCCCCCGGCUCCUGUGGAGGACAGCUACAGAGCCAGCACCCUUACGGGUGGGACACAUCCUGGUCAGUUGACCACAGUGGGCAUGCAGCAGCUGUAUGAUCUGGGCAAUAGGCUCAGGAAGAGGUAUAUUGAAGAUGUGCGCUUCCUCACACCGGAGUUCAACCCAACUGAAGUCUAUGUGCGGUCCACCAACAUUGUGAGGACAAUAGAAUCUGCCAAGUGUCUGGUGGCGGGCUUGUUCCAUCAGAAGCAGGGAGAUAUUGUGCCCAUCGUUACCACGGAAGCCGAGAGUGAGGUCCUCUACCCCAACUACCACAGCUGCAGGCUGCUCAAAUUCCUGAGUGGCCAUCGCUGGGCAGAGUCCUUGCAGCUCCCAGACAUUGACAGGGACCUGAAGAAGCUGCAGGGCAUGCUGGGUAUCGCUGCACACCAGCGCGUGGACUUCAUCCUGAUCCGGGACGACAUGGUGGCCAGAGAGACGCACGGUCUGCCUUGUCCGCCUGUGCUGAGCACCUGGAGGACCACAGUGGAGCAGAGAGCGGUGGACAUGAUGUGCCACAUCUACGACCCCAGCCAGAGGCAAAAUCUUCAGCUGUGUGUUGGACGGGUACUGAACAUUCUGGUAGGAAACAUGGAGGACAAAGUUAAAGGAGUGUCAUCUGAGACCAACAGAAAGCUGAACCUCUACUCUGUGCACGACACCACCCUGAUGCCCUGCCUUAUGGCACUGGGAAUCUUUGACAUGAAGUGGCCACCCUACGCUGCAGAGAUCACGCUGGAACUCCACCAGCACCGCGACACCAAAGAGCCCUUCGUCAAGGUGUCUUACAUCGGCCAGGACAAGCUGAUUCCAGGUUGCAGUGGGAUCUACUGCCCCCUGAAGGAAUUCAAGGAGGUCAUGUCGACCUAUUCUCUCACUGCUGAAAACUACCGGUCACUAUGCAACCAGACCCAUGAGGACUGAAGAAAUGAUCCAUUCUCUCUUGCCGUUCAGCUGAAAUGUUUCCACACAUUUGCUUUUUAUGAACUUAUAACCACAUUCAAUCUUGGCAGCUAUGUGGUCUGUUCUAAACCUCAAUUAAAGGAAGAUUUUUUAACAGGGUUUCCACUCGUCCUGAAAAACCUGGAUAUUUCUAGUCUGGUUUCCCAGUCAUGGUAAUGGUGGGGGAGCAUGAUAGCCCAGUCCCCCAGCUUUGGGCUACCUUUGUCCAUGUUUCAUGCAUGCAAGCCGUGGAAAAUAUCCUUGAAUGUUCUGGAAAGCUAUUUCCUAAAAAGAGUGGGAACCCGUUUUUUUGUUGUUUGUUUUCUUGCACAUGAGUUUGGUAGUUUCUAAAGCUAAAUGGGAAAAAUGUUUUUAAUCAUAAAGAACUAGUGCAUUUCUGCAAGAUUGAAUUGGGGGGCAUAGCCAUGAAUUUGGCUGAGGAAGCUUAAUCAUGUUAAAUGUGCAGUUCAUUAUUGUUUUUUAAAGUAAUAAAAUAAUUGUUUUUUUCUGGACAUAAGGGCUUACUAUGAAAUCCCCAGAAGUAAUUUUAUUUUGAAAAGCUGCAAAUCUUUUCCAGGGGACUACAUGGUACUUGAUGAAUGUUUAGUAAUAAACUUCAUUAAAGUUGAA
Molecule: messenger RNA, 2599 nt
Organism: Conger conger (European conger)
Lineage: Eukaryota; Metazoa; Chordata; Actinopteri; Anguilliformes; Congridae
Gene: acp6
Product: acid phosphatase 6, lysophosphatidic
Exons: 10
Coding region: 695-1951 (418 amino acids)
Biological process (GO): dephosphorylation
Molecular function (GO): phosphatase activity
Source: RefSeq, a predicted model, not a curated record